UUGGAAAUCAUUUUGGGCUAAGCACCGAAACGGAGAAAAAAAGACAAACUACGGUGUAGAAAUUGCAGUCCCACAUCCAUUAUCGAAAUGACUAGCGCCAUUAAAAUAGAGCGAGACCGACAGGACAAGAAGUUUGGAUGGAUCCUGUCGAACCUCGCCAAAUUCGCUGUCAAGUCCAACGUCAACAACGCUCCCAAAGGCGUCACCGGUCCACAGAAACUUUUUAAGUUUGUGCAAGAGAGAUUGCAGGAUCCACCAACUUCACUUCCCUUAAAUAACUGUAAGAAACCUGAAGAUGUGAAAUUAGAGGAGAUGCAAACAAAAGUAGAAGAAAUGCUGGAAGAUAUGGCAAAAUUAAAACAGCAAAAUGAGACAUCAGCCAAAUGCACGGAGGUAACAGAACCUUUGAAGAAGGGACCCAAUGAAGGUAGCAGAAAGCUGGAUGUUUUGGGACCUGAGAAGAAGAGAAUUUUCAUUCGUUCUAGACUUUAAAAUAGAGCCAACUUUAAUGAUCUGAACACCUGAAUCUUUAAAAUGGCCAAAAUAACUGCAUUGUAGUUUUGAUUGUUGUUCUUAACAGUGUUGUGGAUAAACAAUGCAUAUUCUGUACCAUCAUAUGAAGUUCACAUCUUUUCCUGUGCA
Molecule: messenger RNA, 642 nt
Organism: Hevea brasiliensis (rubber tree)
Lineage: Eukaryota; Viridiplantae; Streptophyta; Magnoliopsida; Malpighiales; Euphorbiaceae
Exons: 2
Coding region: 88-492 (134 amino acids)
Source: RefSeq, a predicted model, not a curated record